ACGAACGUGACCCUAUCGCUAACAAAGUUUUCCUCACGAAGAAUCCUCUCGAAAUAAUUAAUUACUGUGUUUAAGUUGAGUGCGAACUAAAGAAAAUCGCCCAGCCAUGCCGUUCAAUGUUAUGAUACAGUUGUGCAAAGUCACAAGGGCUAGCAAACUUUUCCAGCGUAAUUUCUAUCUGCCCUUGCUGCGACCUUUAUCUCCAAAAGAUGCCCUCCGAAGACACAUUCUAUCUGGUAAAAACCUUCUCGGACAAAAAAUUGAGCAUUACAUACCUGUCCUGGAAGAAUACAAGGAUAGGGUACAACGCAGGAAGUAUAUGGUCAAAGGAAAAGGUAAAAAAAGGCAAAGGAAGAAGGCGUCCAUGAAAUACAUCACACCGUUCUUCGACGAUAAUAUGGAAAAUCAUGGCAUGCUGCAAGGUUUCAUUGCUAGGAAACCCAAGGGCAGAGGUCAAUUUUACACCUAUUAUAUCCCAGAUAAGAAUUGCACUCUUGUCGUGCCUUUUCAAUUCGAGAGGGCCAUUAGGGACCAUGACAUUUUAGAUGUAAUUGUUGCUCAAAGAAGUGAGAAGAUUGUCAUUAAAUUGAAGAAUGGUAAGAAAGUUACGAUGCCCGUGUCUCCGUGGGACGAGAAAGCUUCUUUAUACAGAGGUGAAGGCUGGACCAAAAAAGAGAUUGAAGAAUACCAUCAUCAUGGUAGAGAAACUAUGGGUCUGGCCAAGUUGUUCGAAGCUAAAGAAUCCGGCGUAGAAGACUGGGAGCUGGAAAUGAUGAGAAUGGCAAGCAAGAGGAGGGUCAAACAUAGAGCUGAGAAUAGACCAGAAUGGAAAGAAGUAAUGGAUGCUGCCGCAGAAAAUAUGGACUGGGAUAAGUUUGAAGAAGAGGCAAAAGAAAUCGUGCAAGAAGUUAACGAACCGGUUCAGGAUGAACCCAUUGCUAUGCAAGUUCAAGAUAUGGAUAAGACUAAAAAUGUAAAUCAAAAAUUGAAAGAUGCUGGUGAAGAAGUAUGGGAGAUGUUACCCGUGAUGGGCGAUAUUCCUGAAAUCGUAAGAUUCAUGCAAGACGGUGAAUAUACGGAAGUUGCAGAUGUAUCUGGUGUGAUGGUAACUUUGCCAUUGUCGGCAAAGGAUGUAUUUGUUGCUGGUCAAAUGGCGAAGAACGAAGAUGGUGAUAUUUUCAUGCCCGGUCAAACGGUGGAAACGGAAGAGACGUCAGAAUUUACGCCUGGUUUCACGGUAUUCAUGGAUGGGGAACCUACGCUCCUCCCAGGUCUCGUUAUGGGCGAUGAUCCAAAAAAACCGAUGUUCUUGCCAGGUGAUUCUACCAUUACGGAGACAGGGGAGUUGCAGUUUACAGAAACAGAGGAGGAUCUUCCACCACCACCUCCAGAAGAAGCCCCACUCUGGGAGGUCGAGCCAGAGCCUGAAGUUGAACCUGAACCUGAGCCAGAAGAGCCUGAAUUGGAGGAAGAACAAGAUAGUGAGGAGGAAGCGGAGGACUUGAAACCACCUCCACCACCCCCACCAAGGAGACCCAAAACAGAAUUUAUCUACGAAAGGCCCAAACGUCGCGUCACAAGCGAGGGAGGUGUUAAAAGGCGAGAGAAGGCACCCAAGAAACCAAUUACCAGUUUAGAAGAACCUGAGCUCGAUCCAAUGAGGCAACCGAUUCAAAUCGAACCCGUCUUGUAUGACUUGACGCUACCAACGUUUGAAAAGGAAACGAUCCUACAAGAGAAGGAACGUGUUGGAAAGUUAACUGAAAAGAAAUCAAAGGAGGAAUGGAACAUCGAGAAAAAGAAACGAGAGAUCAAGGAAAAAGCCAAGACUAUUCUCGCGAAUAAAGGAAAGUCCAAGUAUGUGCCUCAAGAACCAGUGAAGAAGAGCGAAAAACUCAACGAUCUGGAGAACAGCAUUAAGACCGGAAACUUUUUCGACGUUGACUAUAAAAAGUUUUUGGUCAAAGAGCGCCGUCCUCGUGUCAAUUGGCUGGAGAAAUACGAGUACCAAAAUACCUUUGAUUCGGUGGGGAUAUCAAGACACCGCGUUUGGAAAUCAAUGACGAUCAACGUGAAAAUAUCCCUGUGCAAAAUCACUAGAGCAAGCAAGCUAUUUAAAAGAAAUUAUUACCUUCCACUAUUGAGACCACUAUCACCAAAAGAUGCUCUCCGACGUAAAAUUAUUACUGGCCAGAACGUUCUUGGAAACAGAAUCGAACAUUACAUCCCCGUGUUGGCAUCACAUGAAGAUAAAUUAAGAAGCAAAAGGAACAAACCAAAGGGAGUACCGAUUAUCAAAAAGCGAAUUAAGGUGAAAGAAAAUGAAAAAUACGUAGCCCCAUUCUUCGAUGACAACAUGGAAAAUCAUCUCUAUUUUCAAGAUGUGCUCAGCAGAAAAGGUAAAGAGAAAGAUCAGCUUUACGUUUAUGAAGUACCAGACAAAAUGUAUAACUUGGUAAUUUCCAAUUUAUUGGAAAAAGCCAUAAAAGAUAAAGAUAUUAUCGACUUGACAAUUGCACAGAGAAGCGAAAAAAUUGUCCUGAGGCUAAAGGACGAGAGACGAGUUGUCCUGCCUUUGGCCAAAUGGGACGGCAAGGGAGUUUUGUAUAGAGGAAGCGGCUGGACUAAAGAAUAUGUGGAAGAUGAACAUCAUCAUGGCAAAGAUACGAUGGGUAUGGCAAAGAUUUUUGAAUUAAAAGAUUCGGGCGUCGAAGAUUGGGAAUUGGAAUUGAUGAGAAUGUCAAGCAAGAGAAAAAAGAAAGUUAAAGGAGAGGAUUCUGGUGAUUGGAACGUCGUAAUACAAGCGGCAACUGAAAACAUGGAUUGGGAUCAAUUUGAAGAAGAGAGUAAGCAAGUUAUGGAUGAGAUCGAAGAAGUCGUAGAAGAGGAGGAUAUCCCCAUGGAAGUUGAUGACAUGGAGAAGACAUUGAAUGUAGGUGAUAAAUUGACUGAAGGCGGCGAUGAAGUAUUGGCACAGCUGCCAACUAUGAAAGAAAUACCAGAGGUGAUCAAGAAUCUCGAGACUGGCGACUUGUGCGAAUUGCAAAAUGUGUCUGGCGUUAAAGUUCAAAUAUCUGAAGGCAAAACAUGCUUCAUUGCUGGGCAAAUGGUCAAAACUGAGGAGAAUGAAGUAUUUGUGCCAGGACAGACCGUGGAGAUAGAAAAUGGAACAUGCGAGUAUACACCAGGAAUAACUGUGUUGAUGGAUGAUGAGCCAGCACUAAUACCAGGUCUGGUUUUUGGUGAAGAAGAAGAAACACCUGUAUUUCUCCCUGGAGAAUCGACCAUCACUGAGGAAGGUCAAUUGGAAUUUGAAGUAAAUGAAGAUGAUAUUCUACCGGAUAAGGACCGUACUUCACCGCCGCCGAAGUCUCGCAGAGAUCAAACUCCUCCACCUUUUGAAUUUAAACCCAAAGUUAUUGAUACGAUGGUGAUGAAAGAGGAAUCGGCUUCGGUGAUGUCUUUCCGCCCAGAAAAACAAGCGUUAGAGGAUUGUUUGGUACUUUACGAAGAGCGAAGGCGUCAGAAAGAGGAAUUGGAGAGGAAAAGGAUGAAGGAGAGAACCGAGGAGAAAAUAAUGAAAGCCGAAAGUAAGGUCGACACGGUACGUUACAAAAUCAGAAUGAAGUUAAAGACGUUCAAAGUCGAAAUGCCGAAGCCGUACGUGGCGCUGGAACCGGUUCUGAAGAGCAAGAAACUCGAGGAAUUGGAACGCAGCGUAGAGGAUGGCACUUUUGAAGACGAUCGAACAAAAACCAUAAUGGAAAAGAUACGAAAUUUAUUUAUUGUGUUUGUGUCUGUGUUUGGCCCAGUCAAGAUGAUUAUGAAUUAUGUUUUGUCGUUCUGCAAGAUCACAGCGGCGAGUCGCAUUUUCUCGCGCAACUUUUACUUGCCUUUACUGAAGCCCAUAACGCCAAAAGAUGCCUUGCGAACAUUCAAAAUCACUGGAAAAUGGUUACUCGGAUCAAAAAUUCAUCACUAUAUCCCAGUUCUCUUCAAUCAUAAGAAAAAACGCAACAAAAACGCCAAAGACUACGGUAAGCUUGUCCAUAAACAGAAUUCCAGUUAUACCUACAUGAGUCCAAUAUUAGACCCUGAAAACGAAAAUCACAAAGUUCUAAUGAACAUCUUAAACGAGAAACCAGACGAAGAUUGUUUCGUAUAUACCGUUGAUGACAAAAUGUACAACAUAGUUUUUCCGGGUAAAUUGGAACUUGCUAUUAGAGACGGGGAUAUUAUUGAUAUUCUGGUAUCACAGAGCAACGACAAAAUUCUUCUUAAAUUGAAAGACUUUAAAAAGAUUGCUGUUGAAUUGGAAUUUUAUGAAACAGACAAAGAUUUGUUUAAAGGAGAAGGUGGCACUUCCGUAGAGGAGGAAAAGUUUCACCAUCACGGUAAAAUGACGAUGAGUCUGGCAAAAAUAUUCGAAGCCAAAGAACUGGCCGAGGAAUGGGAACUUGAAAUGAUGAAAAUUGUUGCUAAGAAAAAGAAGCAGAAGGGUGAAGGAAGCAGGGAAUGGAACGAAAUGGUAACGGAAAGUAUUCAAAAUUUGGAUUGGCAACAGUUCGAGGUCGAAGCGAAGAAGGUCAUCGAUCAGAUUUGGGAACCUGUGCAGGAGGAGCAUAUUGGUAUGCAGGUUGAAGAUUUAGAGAAAACUAGGAACGUUCCUGAAUUUAUUUUGAAGAGAGGAAACGCCUUACUUAGUCAAUUACCGACGAUGACUGAAAUACCGGACGUUGUUAAAAGCAUGGCUACGGCGAUUUACGAAGAAAUAGAGGAUGACGAUGAAGAUGAUCUACUAAAGAGGAGAAGGAUUUCGGGUGUUAGAGUUACUUUAUCUUCUGGUAAAGAAUGUUUCAUAACUGGCCAGAUGGUUAAAACUGACGAAGGCGAAGUUUUUGUACCUGGACAAACAAUAGAAAAUGAUUUUGGAUUAUCUUAUGUACCAGGAAUUACAAUUAAUAUGGAUAAUAAACCGCAAUUGAUUAAGGGUUUGAUUAUGGGCGACGAAAAUAAUCAGAAUCCCAUGUUUUUACCAACAGAAUCGUCAAUAACGGCAGAUGGCGCUUUGACGUUCUGCAGAAAUCCAGAAGAAAGAUCCCAAGCUAUGCCUCAAAAGAUAUUUGUUCGCAAACUGUCAGUAGAAGAUAGCGAAAUGGAAGCUGGAGAAGGCAAGAAGAAGAAGAAGAAAAAGAAGAAGUCAAAGAAAAAAGCGAAGGCUGUUACUCCUAUUGUUGAGGAAAUUGUAGCUGCUCCUAUUAUUGAAGAUGAACAAAUUGUAGCCGAAGAAGAAUCUGAUUCGGUUGCUAUUGAAGCUAUGAUUUACGUGGAGGAAAAUUCUGUUAAAUCAGAAGAAGAAGUGAGCUCUAUUGAAGAAUACGAAAAGAAACCGAACGACGAUGAUAUUUAUAAGCCGUUGGAUGAUGGCAUGGAGAAGCUAAUUGUAAAUUUAGAGGACAAGAAGUCCGAGUUGCAAGAGAAGCUUGAUGCUUUGCGCAAGUUAAGUAUAACUUUGGAAAAUUCCGUGACCUACGUUAAGACUAGCGAUGCAGAAAAUAUCGCCUUUACUGUUACUGAUGAUCCAGACAAGAUGCACAAAUUUUCCGAUAUCCUAUUAACAAUUACGCGUCGUGCAAAUACGUUCCGAGAGAGAAACAAUGUCAACAUCCAGAACAUCAAUAAUCCGUGCAUGGUGUAUAAUAAUACGUUUGUAACAGAGGCUGAUGAGAAGUUCUGCACGUCAAAUCCAAAAUUGAAAAUUGCGUUAAAAUCCGCAAUGUACGCUGCUAACGAGGUAUUCAAAACGCGUCCUCGAGAUCAGAUGUUGGCUCUUCAAACUCUAUCGGAUAUUUUGAAAGAUUCGUUGGAUAAUGAUACAGUCUUGGAAGAGCUUUGCUUGCUGAUGAAUACGAAUCUCGAUCGAAACGAAAUAUGCACAUCGAUACUGAAGGAAUUAUCACAAGAGAUUACCGAGAAUAAGAUUGAAGUGUUGAAAUCGGCGGUUGGCUUGAAUGAGAGAUGCGCUGAGAACGAGGCAAUCAUUGAGAAAAUUCAGCAGAUCUUGGACAAGGGGAUUCUGGGCGUCGCAUUUAAGAAGGUGGCUAAAAAUAACGAGCCGUUCACUAGGAAGGUAAUUGAACACGCCAAACUAAAAUUAGAUGCAAUUAAAACGGAGCACGGGGCCGAAGAGGCGCUGCAGAGUUGCGUGGCUAGCGCGGCUCGCGAAUUCUCGGAGGAAUGUCUAUUGGAAUUAGAUGAUUAUGGAGAGGAGGGAGAAAUCAAAGAGUUCCUAUCGGAAGCUUUGGGGUUGGCUUCAACAUUGGGCGUUUACGAUGUCGAAGAGGUGUUGGGCAAGCUGCUUUUGGAGCCGGAACAGAGUCUGUUGGCGGGAAGCAAGGCGAGCGUCGAAUUUUUGAAAAGAUUCACGCUGAUCAAAAAACUGUGCGAGAAAGAUUACUCAGUUAAGACUUCCUUGGAGAGAAUUAGGAAGCAUCCGGAAUGCGGCAGAACGGAUCCGAGGAUAAGACAACUUUUAAGAGAAAGUGCUAGUCUGACGACAAAGGCAAGAGAAAUUAGAAGUUCCUUGGAGGUGCCUCUGAGGUUGUUCCAAGAUCAGAACUUUUUGGCGAUCGAAGAUUGCAUACUUCAAAAGGCACGUUUGGAAUCGCCGAUUUUGAUAAGUCGUAAGGGCAUUCAGGCUGUGAUCCCUAAGGAAGCAGCUAGAAACGUUUUGGCUGGUAGAGUUCCAUAUUUGCUGAUCGACGAAGGUGGCGUUACAAAUUUCAAACCGAUGCACAUGUUCUCAGCUCUGAAAUUGGGCAAGAGCCGUGAACAACGUUUCGAGGAUUACUCAACGAUGGGUGGACGUGAGGGCUUUCGAGAGAACCGAAAGGAAAGGGUCUACACAAGAACAUCACCGUCUCCUGUGAAAGACAGCAAUGCGCCUUUCAUUCGAGACCCGAUGCCGAUGAGCCCCAAUUCAAGGGGUGCUUACGGGCCGCGGGCCUAAAACCAUGCGCGAAGAAGAA
This is a messenger RNA of Nicrophorus vespilloides, 7028 nucleotides long. RefSeq lists its product as uncharacterized. The record is from RefSeq and is a predicted model, not a curated record. Bases 107 to 7009 code for a protein of 2300 amino acids. The transcript has 4 exons. NCBI's taxonomy places the organism in Eukaryota, Metazoa, Arthropoda, Insecta, Coleoptera, Silphidae.